UGAAAAAUCUCCACGGCCAUUGCGCAGCUUAAAAGUAAAAGAAGCGUUUCCUUCACCACCGCGGCCUCCAUCGCCGUCGCCGCGCUUGGACCGGCCGUGGCGGGUGACGCGCCUCGCCUGGCCGCCCCGCCGCUGGUCCGCCCCCACUGGCCGUGACUUCCGGUGCAGCUUCGGCGCCUCCACUGACGGUGGCGGCGAUUACGCCCGAUUAAGAACGCGCCCUACGGGUCCCAGUAUUUCUCGCCUGCCUUCCAUGAAGACGAUUUUUCACUUUUAGGUAUCUUGAAUGGGUCCCGUGGUAGGGAGUGUUCUUCCAUCUCUUGGUCGUGUAAGGCUCGCUGAUCUUGUAGCCUCUGAAGGUCUUCCUCCAGACUCUUACAAGAUCUCUGUAUCAACACUAACACAAUCCUUUGCUCAGUAUUCUGCUGCUAUCAUUGAGUUAUCUCCUGGAGACAGUGCUCUUUUAAGAUCUGGUCUAGAAUCUGCUCGUUUGUUUUUUCAUCAGCGUGCGUACCCUCCUGCUGAUAUGGUUCAUACAAAUGAAACCCGUGAGUGGUGCAAGACAUCUGGAUAUUAUGCAGACCCUCAACUGUGGCAAGAAACAUAUGAUUACAGGCCUGGUCUUACUGCAGCAGAGCCUCAUGGUUCAAUGGAAUUUCCUCCAGCUGGCUUGCCUGACAUAUUUGCAGUUCUUGGCAAGGCUGCCCGAGAUGUAUUGGAUGCUAUCAGCUUUUCUUUAAAUUUGCGCAGCUUUUCAUUUGCUGAAAUACUUGAUAACAUGCCUUUGAGAAGUAGGGAGAUAUCCUCCUCAGUUCUUUCAGUAUGCUGUCAUUCAAGACCAUCAUUCCAAGGAGCACAAAACCACAAUUUGACAGCACAGGAAGAUGGACAGCUGGUCAUGUUCCCAGAUCAUGAGCAUCAAGUUGAUAAGGCCUUAAUUACUCUUGUCAAGUCAGAUAUGGCAGGAUUGCAUAUAAAAGACUUCCAUGGACGUUGGAUCCUUGUUGAUGGAGAUCUUGGCCCUCAAGAUGCAAUUAUUUAUCCUGGACUUGCACUUUACCAGGCAACUGCUGGUUAUGUGAGCCCUGCCAUGCUUAGGGUAGAGAUGGGCAAUUUGCAAAGUAACAUGUAUGGAAGAUGCUCUUUGGCUUUCAAGCUCAUGCCUAGAUCCAUGGCAAGUCUUAGCUGUUCAGAGAUGAGAGCAGCUGGUCAUGGAGUUGAAGCACAAUUCCAGAUUCCUAUACCGGUGGAUGACUUUAUGCAGAGGUCACACUCUACUGAUCAAUUCGCUAAACUUAAUUAUCCCAGCUAUGCGUUUCAACCUGGCCAAGAUGAUUUUUAUGUAGCAUCCAUGAAGCCUCAUAUAAAGAGUAAGAAGGACAAGACGAGGUGCAAGCCUUUGCCUCCUUCUAAGAAACUACGUCUGGAGGCUCAGAGGGUCCUCAAGGAGCGUGUUCAAGAUAUUGCUGAAAAGAAGGGCAUAAAACUCAGGUUUUGUAAUCUUAAGGAGUGUGAGGGCCACAUGCUAUCAAUGGAUAGCCCAUGUGGGAAUAUAAGAAUGGAGAUUGGAUGGCCUCCUGGUGUUCCAUUUGUUCAUCCACAUGACCUUCCUAACAAGGCGAAGCUUGGCUUCCUUGAAGCUUAUGAGCCUGGUUGGGCAGCUUCUCAGCAAGACAUGGAGUUAAGUUUAUUGAACCUGGACAUGCCAGAUAUUGGUUAAAUAACCUUGCACUCACAAUUCUUUUUUUUUAAUCUCUACAAGCACAUUGAUAGAUUCCUAAAUACAUGCAUAUCGAGUUCCUUGAAAAGAGAAUGUCAAAGGUGAUCUUACAUUUGUUCUCUUAAUUAGAUUUUCUUGAUAAGAAACUUUUUUUUUUGGCUAGAUUUUAUGCUAUCUACUAUCUUGCUUAAGCAACGUAAAUGAUUGAAUAACACAAACUAAAAGUUCCCGAGUUGGAUCACAUUUAGCUGGUCUUUGUUUAGAAUUAGUACUUGUUGUAAUUGAAUAAUUUAUAAUUUACUUGGUUCAAAUGUCUGUUUCUCUAAUUUAGCUGGUAUUCUGAGCUGUUGUUUUUUGCAGGAGUCAGUCUUCAUAACUUCUGAUAUUUAGGCAUCCUUUAUUGGCCUUGUGACUUCACAAACUCUGCUAAGAGAUCAACUCCUGCAGUCAGUGGCCCAAAUGUGCAAUGACCUAUCAGCAUGUAUGUCUCUCCAAAUCCCUGAGAUUAAAGUGUAGAGCUGAUUUAAUUUACCAACAGCGACCUCAAAUACAAUGCAUCAGUUGCGAAGAAUAUAAAGCUGGCAUUCUUCUCUUUACAUGAUCGGUAUUGUUGUAUAUUCCAACCUCUGGCUAACCCUGCUUGCAUGAAACCAUAGAUCAGCUUUCCAGUCAAAGUCUAUGCUCAGUUUAGAAAAUGUGAAAGAGCAGACGUAAAAGAGGUGAAAGAGCAGAUCAUGUCUUACUUUUACAGAUAUUUUAUAGUGCGGUGCCGUGAAAAAAAUAAGGUAAAUGAGAUUGAGCAGAUACAGAAGGUGAAAUUACCAUACUUAGUACAUUGUGGUGAUGAAAAGAAAUCAGAGUGACAGCCUGCAAAAUAUCGCCUCCCAAAUCAUGGCAGCCCAAUUCAGGCUUUUUAAAACAAAGCUCUGCUCCAUUUGAUCUAAGCUUGCCAUAUCAAAUUUGUAAGGCCUGAUAAUAUGAUCUCCAGAUGCUGGUGUCCUUCACUAAUAUCUACUAUGAUUAUAAUUGUAUUUGAGUGUGAUAUUAUGAUUGUAUCUUUGGACCUAGUUGAUCAGGAGAUUCAGGACUGUGAGUCACAAAAGUAUGUUGCAGUGAUCCUCUCAAGACCCUGCACAUGCAAUGGGUUCUCCAUUGAUGUUGUGUACAAGGUCUUGCUUCAAAAUGGAUAUUCUUGUUCCAAGCCUAAAUCAUUCUACACACAACUCCAAAAUGUAUAUUUGUCUUUGAAAUAUUAUUGGCAUGCCUGAA
Messenger RNA from Musa acuminata AAA Group (dessert banana), 2989 nucleotides. RefSeq lists its product as uncharacterized. The record is from RefSeq and is a predicted model, not a curated record. Lineage: Eukaryota; Viridiplantae; Streptophyta; Magnoliopsida; Zingiberales; Musaceae. The transcript is spliced from 3 exons. The coding region runs from base 287 to 1720 and encodes 477 amino acids.